This is a messenger RNA of Candoia aspera, 1547 nucleotides long. RefSeq lists its product as uncharacterized. NCBI's taxonomy places the organism in Eukaryota, Metazoa, Chordata, Lepidosauria, Squamata, Candoiidae. Gene Ontology annotation, cellular component: myosin II complex. The transcript is spliced from 4 exons. The record is from RefSeq and is a predicted model, not a curated record. Bases 770 to 1231 code for a protein of 153 amino acids. Gene Ontology annotation, molecular function: calcium ion binding.
UGAGGUGGUGAAAACUGUGGAGCCAAGAGAUCCAGCUUCAGAGCCAUGGAAGUUCAUGGUGGGAUUUGAGGCUGGUCACCCUCUUUCUCGGCCCAGCCUUCUUCAUCGGGCGUGGUUGUUGUAGUAAAAAGAUUGAGGAGUACACCGUCUUCAGCUCCUGGAAGAAAGGUCAUCCUACUACCUUCUUCUGCUCUGAUCCCAUGGACCAAGGAUGGAUCAUUGGUGCCCCAGAGUUGGGGGUAGGCAUGGACAAGCAACAGGGGUGUUAGCCAGUGGACGUUGAAUCAACAAUCAAAUCAUUUUUUCCACUGGCAAAAGGGCCCACCUUGAGCGCUGAUGCAUAUUGAACAUAGUGGAAUGCUCUGAUGCAGAAGGACAACAAGCUUUCAUGGAAAAAUAAUGUUCCUGUUAGGAUAACCUUCUUAUAUUAAUAAAUCCACAACCAUCAUGUUGCCUGAUGAAGUCAUAGAUCCAACAGCAUCACCUUUUUUUCUGGUUGAAGGAGCCGAAGUUGAAGAAGUUGAAAAUUUAGUGUGGAGCACCCUCUACCUACCUCUGCCAGCAAGUCUAUCCUUCUCUAAGUGAUGUCUUCUCAAACAGAUUGACCCAGAUCCAGGCCCUAGGCUGUAAGGAAGGCAAGGAGUGAUAUUUCUCAUUUCUUCACCGCAUUCUUUUACUGCACCAGAUUUUCCUGUUUCUGCAAGGAGGAUGAGUGCAUGCUAUGCUUGACAAGAGAGACAGAGUCUUGGUGUGACAUCAGAGAAGCAACAUGGCUAACCAGCUGUCAGAGGAACGAAUUGCAGAGUUCAAAGAUGCCUUCACACUCUUUGAUGAAGAUGGGGAUGGGCUGAUUACCAUCAAAGAGUUGGGAACUGUGAUGCAGCCUCUUGGGAAAAAUCCAGCAGAAUCUGAAUUGCAAAGUAUGAUCAGUCAGUUAAAUGCCAACAUCAAAGGCAAGGUAGACUUCCCAGAGUUUCUGUCACUGAUGGCCAAGAUGGCACGGGAUUCCAACAGUGAGGAAGAGAUCCAAGAGGCCUUUUGCGUGUUUGAUAGAAAUGGAAACACCUUUACCUUUACCUGCUUCAACACUGCAGAGCUGCGACACAUCCUGACCGUCGUUGGUGAGAAGCUGACAAACGAAGAGGCUGAGAAGUUGAUCAAGGAGGUGGACAAAAAAGGGGACAGGAAGGUGAACUAUGAAGAAUUUGUACGAAUAAUGAUGGAGAAGUAAUGACAAGCGUAGCUGAGAAUUUGGUUGGAGGCGAGCUGUAGCUUGUCGCUUCUUGGAAUUUUCCACCCCCAAAGAUGUGCUCUUUCUCCACCCCCACCUUCUCCAAAAAAAUCAGAGAUUCCUCCUCAGGUUAAAGAACUUGAUUUGCAAACUGAGAACUGGAGGAGCUGAUGAAGACCUUUUGUCUGCAAUUCUUGGUAGCAAAACUGGAUGCACACCCAAGAGGAACCUCGGCAAGCACCAGCGCUGAACUUAGCUUGGAGAUGAUGCUCUCUUAGCCUUGAAUGGGAAAUAAAAACACACUCUUUCUGUUGCA